This is a messenger RNA of Mya arenaria, 836 nucleotides long. RefSeq lists its product as uncharacterized. The transcript has 5 exons. Bases 216 to 785 code for a protein of 189 amino acids. Lineage: Eukaryota; Metazoa; Mollusca; Bivalvia; Myida; Myidae. The record is from RefSeq and is a predicted model, not a curated record.
UUCACAAGUCGAACUUCGAAAGUGGAAAGUAGCAAACCUGAUUUUGCGCUUUAUAAUAGGUUUCCCUCAGCCAGAUAUGGUAUACCAUGAUAUGUGGGUGAUUUACUGCGUCUGCGUAACUGGCACGACCUGCAAGAGGUUCUCCAAUAAAGGAGAUGAUCCAUGAGUCACAUUUAAGUAUCUGUUGCUGUAACCCAUAAAAAAAUUAAUGAAAGAUGUAUUGUCACAUAUGUGGAAAGGAAAGACGUGGAGAUGCCCAGUUUUGUGCAAGCUGUGGGACCAAGCUUGAUGACAUUGCCGCAGGGGAUUCAGGGUCAGUGAAGGAGAGGCGACCGAGUACAUGCUCAGAGCAAGAACCAACUUUGAGUUUGAAAGAAAGGCUCGAAGUCUUCAGAAUGAAGCAGCGUCCUCUACAAAGUAACACCAAAAGAGGAAGGAAAGAGUCCACUCACACUACUGGCAUUGUAAAGAAAGGGAAAUUUGAGCUUAGCGUCUUAUUUCUGGACGGUGGUCACCACAUCCUUAAAAGACUUUUCCCUUCACCGACUGGACCGACUGGGACCUUGACAAUUUCUGUCAGUGAAAAUUCUAAUUCAAGUGACUGGUUGAAGGCAAUUAGCAGCAAGUUCAUAAACACUUCAUUCACCCUAUGUACACCAUCUGGAUGUGGAUUCCAGGCCAUUGAACAACCAGUUGGGCUGGAAUUUGUGAGGGAUUUAAAGAAGGCUAAACACUACAAGCUUCUUCGUAUCUAUGUUCAAGCCGACACAAAAGGUAACUCUUAAGUUCUGUAAAAAAUGUAUGAAAUAGAAGUAGCUUCAAUGAAAUGGGAAAUU